Molecule: messenger RNA, 2244 nt
Organism: Trichomonas vaginalis G3
Lineage: Eukaryota; Parabasalia; Trichomonadida; Trichomonadidae
Product: armadillo (ARM) repeat-containing protein family
Exons: 1
Coding region: 1-2244 (747 amino acids)
Source: RefSeq, a predicted model, not a curated record
AUGGCAAUGAAUGGCAAAGGGUCUGGGGACAUCCUCUGCGGAUUCAUUACGCCAUCAAUGUACGAGCAGAUCAUGUCACCAGAUUAUCAUGUCAGAGAAUCGAUCACAUCUAAUUUAAUUACAACAAUUCAAACAACUCCGACUGACAUCAUAAAUGUUGAUGAAUUUCUCGAAAUCAUCAAGCCAUUGACGAAAGAUCCCAAUAUGAAAGUUGUUCAAAAUGUAUAUAUUAUGGUAAAAACUCUUAUUUCAAAUCUUGAUCAGAACACAACACUUUACGUCCAUAAAUUAGUCCAAACAGCCCUCUCUUUAUAUUCAGAUACACGAAAAUUCGUACGCCAAUUCGGUAACGAGAUUCUAACUCAAUUAUUAAAAUCGUUAUCUCCAACUGCAGUACUUGCUGAAAUGGUUAGGAACUUAAACAACGCGACAUUGCAAGUAUCUCUACAAGCACUUGAGUAUAUCGAGUAUUUAAUCCAAUACAACGUUGUUCCUUCAGCAUUAAUGACACAAUUUACAUUUUAUCUCGAUAAUUCUUUGGGAUCACCUCACAUUCAGCUUCAGCUAGCUGCAGCAAAGUUUCUCGAUAGCUUAUCUUUUAGAGAUCCAACGACGGCGAACAAUAUAAUCUCUCAAUUUAAACCAGAGUCAAUUUCUGCGAUGGAAAAAGGGAAAAAUACACCAGUAGACGUAAAAAGACGGUCAGUUGUAUCAACAAAAGAUGGAUUUUUGACAAUGAACGGAAGAUUAACAUUAAAUAGGCCAAAAUUCAAUAGAGCGAGUACAUCACAUGUAGAUCCAAAAGAUAUUGCACUAGCAGGUGCUGAUGAUACCGUAGAAAUCCCUCCUGAAGGUUUUGAAUUUCAAUCUGUAAAACUUGGCACUUUUCAAGAGCCAAAUGAUAAUAAAAACGAUUCUCAUAUACCGGAAACAAUAACAGAGGAAGUUCCUCCAAAAAUCAUGGAAAUUCCAAAAUCUCCAAAACGAGAAAUUCCGAAAUUACUUAGUCCUGAAAUUCUGAAGACACAAAAACGACCUCCUCCAUUUUCAGCUACGAAAUUUACAGAAAAAACUUCAAAACCUUUUUUAUCAAGGUCCGUUGAGCCAAACAUGAUGUCAGAGAUGACUAAUCCAGAUGAAAAUCGUAUCCAGCCUCCAGCCAAGCUCCCAGAACCAGAAUAUAUUAAAGAGCCGAUAAUUAUUAAAUCAGAUAAGGAGAAAAGCUUUGAUAUUGGGCAUAAUGACUUCGCAAAAACAGUUCCUAUUAAUAUUGGCGUCAUCCCAUCGUUUGAAAACGAAAAUCCGCCAAAAGAUGAAACUCCAAUUGAAGAUAAUGACUUAAUUGUCCAACCUGUGCACUCCUACCAUAAGCACAAGGAUAAAUCCAAUAAAUAUCAGCAGGAAAGACUAGCUUUGAGCCGUUCAAUCAGAGCCCGCAACACAUUAAGUACAGAUUCGACUCCACAGAUCGUUUUAAACAACGAACCAGUCCCAGAACCAAUUAUUGUCGAAGAAACUCCAAGCGAAAUCCCAAAGGAAGUUCACAAAUCUCCAAAAAAGGAGCAAAAGUUCUCAAAAUCAGCAACAGUUACAGUUGGCGAUCAGACAAUUCCAUCACGAAGCUCAUUUGGUGCCAAGAAUCCAGCAAAACGCCAAAAUUCGAGUUCGAAGAUUUCAUCUUCCUCAUUUGGUGCAAAACGGUUCGAAGAUCUUAUUGAAAAAUUACACAGCGAAGAAUGGUCAGACCAAAAUGACGCCAUUCUUGAAUUCCAGACUCGACUUGAUGAUUUCGCAGAUAAAUUAAACGACACAGCUCGCGAUGUAGUUACAACUCUUGCAGAAUGUGGGCUCAGCUUACGAACGGCUCUUGCCAAGAACGCUCUUUCUCUUCUCCUUAUCAUGAUAAAAGACCCAAGAAUCGAUUGUGCCUCGGUAGGUGAAACCGCGGGAACUUCCCUCUUAAAAAUAGUCAGCGCUGGUCGACAAUUCAUAUCUGCCAUUGCCUGUGACUGUUUUGAUGCUCUUGUAGAUUGCAUGAACACAAGCCGUGCAAGUGCAAUGCUCAUUGCAGAAUCAAAGAGAAAACAGGACAAAAGCAGAAUUCGUGUCGCAUCUUGUAUCGGAAUUGUGGCAAAAAAGGUUCCUGAUGAUAUAAACCUGAAGAAAGUAUGUGAAACAUUAACAAAUGAUGCUAAUCAAGAAGUAAGGAGAAUGGCAAGAAUGUCACUUGAAUUUUUUUAUUGA